This is a messenger RNA of Racocetra fulgida, 335 nucleotides long. Lineage: Eukaryota; Fungi; Glomeromycota; Glomeromycetes; Diversisporales; Gigasporaceae. The record is from the annotation of a GenBank genome assembly.
AUGAAAGUUAUUCCAGCAAAACGAUCUGAAAGUUGGGUUUGGUCAUUUGUUUCAAAAAGAACUCAGAAAUGUGAAGUAUUGAUUAAAAAUGAUAAUAGAACGUUUAAUCAUUUAUUAGAUUGGCUUAUCGAUGAUAUGCAGGCCUUUCACUUGGUUGAUAAUUUAAAGUUUCAUAAAUUUGUUUAUAAACUUAAUUCAAAUUACCAGUUGUCAGCAGAUCAAAUUGAAAAUACAAAACGUAAUUUAAAACAACAAAUUGAAUUAUUAGAAUUUUCUUCUUAUCAACAAACUAAUUCUUUAACCACUACUACCCCUAUUAUUUCUACCUCUGCUAU